AUGGCGGAAGAAAUUCUCAACGAUUCAUUUCCAGAUUUGAAAGAGCUGGAAAAUAAAGUUGGCAGAAAAACACCGGAAAGUCUUCUGGUUUGGAUGAAGGAUGCUGCGGACUGCGGUGAUUGUUGGAGCUCUGAUAUGGGCGAGAGGAGCGAGAAUGCCUCUGCCUUCAGCGACAGCUUCUCUGACAAAAUCAGCAACUUAAAACAAGAGAUGAGGUGGCUGCGUUCUGCUGAUGUGAGGAUCCUGCGCCAGCUGGUGGCCGUGCACGAGGGUAUCGAGGCCAUGCGUUGGCUGAUGGAGGAGAGGGGUGCCUUAGCCAGCCGUGGCAGCAGCUUGACAGGAAGUUUGAGCAGCCUGGUGACUCUGGAGGAUCCCGGGGCCUCAAUGUCUCCCUGGAGGGAAAGCCCAAGUCCAACCUGCCUUUAUGAUUUGGCUGAAACCGCUGGUGAGGAAUCAACAGAUCAUCCACCCAGCACUGGCAAUGAUCCAUCAGACCGCAAAAGCUACUUCAACGUGCUGUGCCCAGAAUCAACUGAAGCAAGACUUCCAAGUCCUCCCAACUCCAAAUAUGAAGUCAGUUUUUCCACACAGGCAUCGUCCACUCCUGCCAACGGUUUGGUUAGUGCCAAUUUACCGAAGUCACAACCACAGGACUCAGAUGCAGCUCCAUCGCAGGACAUCAAAGGUGGUGCUGACCCCAUCAGAAGAGCGCUGCAGAGAUCUUGUAAGGCUGCAAGAAGAGAUGUAAAAAUUAGUAGUUUUGCCCUCACUCAACAGUCAGCAAAGACAAAGACAGAGGAACAAACUCUGGAGGGACUCAGUGUUUCUCAGAACAAUAUGACGGAAGAAAACAAGAGCACACCUGAUAGAGAGAACUUUUUGCUGGGUUAUGAUGCUCAGUGGUGCUGGGUGGAGUCACAGGAUGAUGUGACAUUUUUAUGA
This is a messenger RNA of Scomber japonicus (chub mackerel), 942 nucleotides long. Its product is annotated as leucine rich adaptor protein 1-like. Gene Ontology annotation, biological process: positive regulation of canonical NF-kappaB signal transduction; positive regulation of cytokine production. The coding region runs from base 1 to 942 and encodes 313 amino acids. Lineage: Eukaryota; Metazoa; Chordata; Actinopteri; Scombriformes; Scombridae. The transcript is spliced from 3 exons. The record is from RefSeq and is a predicted model, not a curated record.